Molecule: messenger RNA, 2151 nt
Organism: Scleropages formosus (Asian bonytongue)
Lineage: Eukaryota; Metazoa; Chordata; Actinopteri; Osteoglossiformes; Osteoglossidae
Gene: dnaja1
Product: DnaJ heat shock protein family (Hsp40) member A1
Exons: 9
Coding region: 101-1303 (400 amino acids)
Biological process (GO): response to heat; protein folding
Molecular function (GO): Hsp70 protein binding; ATP binding
Source: RefSeq, a predicted model, not a curated record
GAGGCGGAGCUUCUUCCGAAAGAAGGUUCUGGAAGAGCAGCAGAAAGGGAGGUACAGGGUUACACACGGUGGAAUCCAUUUGUUUCUGAAUCAGGCGAGAAUGGUGAAGGAAACUGGGUUUUAUGACAUGCUUGGGGUCAAACCCAGUGCUACCCCAGAUGAGCUGAAAAAAGCCUACAGAAAACUGGCACUGAAGUACCACCCAGACAAAAAUCCUACGGAGGGAGAGAAGUUCAAGCAGAUUUCGCAGGCAUACGAAGUCCUGUCAGAUGCCCAAAAGAGAGAGGUUUAUGACCGUGGAGGGGAGAAGGCCAUCAAAGAGGGUGGCACCGGAGGAGGUGGGGGCUUCAGCUCCCCAAUGGACAUUUUUGAUAUGUUCUUCGGCGGAGGAAGAAUGCAUAGAGAAAGGAAAGGGAAGAACUUGGUUCACCAGCUGAUCGUGUCUCUUGAUGAACUCUACAAUGGUGCCACCAGAAAGCUGAUCAUCCAGAAGAAUGUAAUCUGCGAUCGCUGUCAAGGGCGAGGAGGCAGAAGAGGGGCAGUGGAGACCUGCCCGUCUUGCCGUGGCUCAGGCAUGCAGGUGAGGCUACGCCAAAUUGGACCAGGCUUGGUGCAGCAAAUCUCCUCCAUCUGUGGCGGAUGCCAGGGCCAAGGGCAGCGCAUCAGCCAUCGAGACCGCUGCAAGGCCUGUGGGGCACGCAAGAUCGUACGCCAGAAAAAGAUGUUGGAGGUCCACAUUGACAAAGGAAUGAAGGAUGGCCAGAAGAUAGUUUUCCAUGGGGAAGGCGAUCAAGAGCCAGGCUUAGAGCCAGGCGACAUCAUCAUUGUCCUGGACCAGAAGGCACAUCCUGUUUUCACCAGACAAGGAGAGAAUCUCUUCAUGACCAUGGAUCUUCAGUUGGUAGAAGCACUCUGUGGUUUCCAGAGGCCCAUUCAAACUAUGGAUAAUAGAACUCUUCUCAUAACUUCCCAUCCUGGAGACUUGAUCAGGCCUGGAGAAAGGAAGUGUGUCCUGAAUGAGGGGAUGCCUCUGUACCGUCGGCCGUUUGACAAAGGCUGCCUUAUCAUUCUGUUCUCGGUUGUCUUUCCGCCAGAAAAUUUUGUGCCCCUUGGCAAGCUGAAGGAGCUGGAACACUACCUCCCUGCCAGGGAGGAGCCAAAAGAAGUUGAGGAUAUGGACGAUGACCUCUAUUUCUACGCUGACCUAGAGGACUGUGAGCCUCCAUGUACCAGGCGGUACUUUGAAGAACUGGAUGAGGAGGACUACCACCCCGGUGGAGGCAUCCAGUGCCAAACCUCAUAGAGCAGUUCUUUGAUCUCUUACUGGACAUUCUGAUGACUGCCAGACUAUUUGAGAUUCCACCACCCCUACUUUUUGCAGUACCCUAGGUUUAGGCAAAUCCGUUUUGAUUAAUGAAGAAAAAUCUGGAACUCGCCUUCUGAAAGAGGGUGUCUUUGCACAUGUGGUUGGGGGGGCAAGGAAAAUUAAUGUGAUUGUUUUUCUGUUUGUCAGAGAAUUGUAAUGCUCGUGGGCAUCAGCAUAGGGUUGUAUAUGGCCUCUGGAUGUGACUCAUUCAUAAUGUCCAGGUUUAACUGAGUUUAAUUUCAAAGGUACAAGUAUUCUUAGUAUUCAGGUCUUAAGGUUUUCUGCUGCUGUUCCUGUGGACAAAAGUAACUUUUAUUCCUCAUCAGUCAGUCCUAAAUAUCUUAAUUCCACUGGGAUUUCAAGUUUGCAUUAUGUGCCAAACUAUUUGCCAUUGGUUUUUUCAAAGCAGUAUGCUACAGUGUGAUACUUUUUAUUAAUUUUAACUGUCCCAGUUCAGUGGUCACUGUCACUGAGGUUUGUUCGGUUUUCCGUGCAGAAAUUUGAAAGUGUCCGAAUCCCAUGCAUUACCUCGUAUAAAUAAGGCUUCAAAAAGUUAUAUUUCUAUUGUUUGCUUUCAUUUCAUGCAUUUGAGAGGUUUCUGAAGAGACGGAGGCAUCACACUUAAGAAUUGGCUUCCUGUGUUGACAGUUCACUGUUUAACUGUCAAGUCAUUUAAGACAAACAGCUAAGCUGAAUAAUGAAAUGUUUUACAGAAUGUUUUGUGUAGCUCUGUAUUAGGACCAUUUUAUUUGUACCUAUUUAUAAUUAAAGCAAUGUCUUGUUCA